AUGAUAAUUGUGGAUUUUAUGGGAUCCCUGUAUUCUGUGACUGUUGUCUCUGAAAAAAAUAAGAAAAUUAAAAAAUGUACCAAAUCACCCCAUUAAUAACACUUUUUGCGCUGAAAAAAACCACUCAAAAAUCAGAAAAAUGAUUCAGUUCGAAAAAAAACUAAAAAAAACGUUCAAUCAAUUAUUUCUUUUCAAAUACAACACAUAUCGCUCUCUAUCUCUAACCCUCUCUCCAUUUCCCACACUCUCUCAUCUACCCUGCAAAAAACAAACAAAAAACACGCUAAACACAGCGCACGCGGAGUAUCGUUGCUUUGCUUUUAUUUUUUUUUUGCAUGACAUUUCUAUUUUUUGCUUUUUUUCUGGUUUUUGAGUGGGUUUUUUCAGCGCAGAAAGUGUUAUUAAUGGGGUGGUUUGGCACAUUUUUCAAUUUUCUUAUUUUUUUUUUAGAGACAACCGUCACAAAAUGCAGCGGUCUCAUCAAAUCCACAAUUGCCAUUUUCUGAUGUAAGUUUAAGAAAAGGCGAAAAUUUUGAGAAAAGGAAUGUAGAAGUUGCAGGCUUGCGAAAAAGAAGAUGUUUCGUUUGAAGAGGACAUUCAAAGAUAUCAACAACUUUUCACGGAACGGGCCUGUCAAGUUAGUUUAUUUUGAGGUUUGGGGGGGGGAACAAAACUAACAGGUGAGAUUAGAGUUUCAUUGAAAAAUAUGGGGUAAAGUUUUUUAUAUACAUAAUUACUGUUGAUGUUAAACGAAAUUUGUUUAUACAUUAUUAUGUUCAAAUCAUUAGAUGAAGCUUUGAAUUACACUUGAUGGUAUAGGAUUUUCUAAUUCGAAAAUACCAGAAGGGCUCCGCCGGCUAACACCGGCUCCUCCUUCUGGAUUCUCGUGACUUCGCGCUCAGUUUUUUCUCUGAACUCCUGUUAGAAAUAACCCGAAAAGAAGCGAAAGGCACCUAGAAUAUUGAUUCUGAUGAAAAAGUAGUAACUCAUCGAAAUUGUACGUACGAACCAACAUUUUGAAUUCACAGACUCUUUCCUUGGUGCUUCGGAACUAUUUUGUAAACCUAAUUUACGCAAUUCACAAAAGAUUCGAUUUUGUUUUGGCAUCACCCAAAACAAUUUUUGGUUUCGGGUGCGAAUAAGCUUCCUUUUCUGUCAUAUACUGUAAGGGUUAUUUGAGAAGAGCUCGAAAAAAUCUUCUAAAUUAGACAGGCAAAAAUACAAAUUGGACAGACGCUGUUGUUUUUCACUGUUUACUGGUUUUUUUCUUCGAAAUUCGAUACUGUACCCAUAGCUGCUUCAUUCCAGACCGUAUUCACCUUUCGAAGAAAAACUUCCUGAUUUCAACUUUAUCACAAGCAUCUUCUUUUCCAACCUCUUACUUAACCUUAAUAUUUCAUUCAACAAAACAACUUUGUUUCUCUCACACCUUUCAUUUUCGAAAUUAGUAUAAAGAAAAGGGGAAGAAUAUUCGACCACAGGGACGUGCGAAUGAGGUAGGGCGAGUUUGCUCAUCAGUAACGAGCGCAUAUGGUGGUGGAGGAGAAUUGGAGAAAUUGGAAAGCGGAAAUGGUGAAAGGGAUAAUCUGCAACAGAUAUUAGCGGUAGCGGACCAUAAAGAGAUGCCUAUUAUGGUAUUAGAGCAAUAUAAUUGA
Caenorhabditis angaria is the source of this 1655-nucleotide messenger RNA. NCBI's taxonomy places the organism in Eukaryota, Metazoa, Nematoda, Chromadorea, Rhabditida, Rhabditidae. The record is from the annotation of a GenBank genome assembly.